AUGCCCGUCCUCGUUACUGCAUCGAAACCUACCUCUACAAAAGCAAAUGGUCACGAAGAACCACACCUGGCUGCAGAUGAUGUUUUUGAAGGAUCAUCUACCCUGAACUUGCCCUCAGUUAUUGAAACAAACACAGUAAACUUAGCAGCUGAAGGAGAAUUAGAAGAUAUUGUAAAGCCGAAAGACUGGGAGCGGAAGAUGGGAGAAAAGGAGAAGCGUCGUCAAGAAAAAAAGGCGAGCUUCCUCGUGAAGAAAAAACAAAAAAAGGAAAAGAAGGAGAAAGAGGGCGGAAAGAUCUCAACAGAAGGUCUACCUGUAAUUCGCGAGAAACCUCCAAAAGGCAAAGCGAAAAUAGCUGCUUUUGGUGCACUAAGUGCAAUCGUAGAUGGCGCUGACAGCAACAGCGACGAGGAGCAGGCAGCCGAACCUCCAAGCAUUCUUUCAAAACCUAAGGGAUCUGGUCUUUUGGCCAUGUUACCAACUCCAAAAAGGAGUGCAAAUAGUAGCGGUUUUGGUAGUGGAGGAAACAAAGGAGGCGGUAUUAUGCUACCGCCAUCGCUGAAGAACAAAAUGAAAUCUACUCCUACCUUACUCAAACCGCCUAGCCAAUCUGCAGGAGCAAAACGUCCUGCUGUUACUGCUUCGGAAGACUCCGAUGAUGACGAUUUGCCAACAGACUUCUUCGGUUUGUCAUCAGCUCCUGAGCCGAAGGUCCCUAGAGUUGGAGACAUACCAGCGCUUGUCCCUGGCGUAGCUGAUGUAAUGGGACCCUCUCGUCCUGAGAAAGAAGACGUUGUUGAUGACGUUGUUGGUGCUUAUGGAUAUCCUGAGGUUCAACCAUCUUCAAGUGGUAUGACAGAGCCUGAAGGCAUCAUUACUGAUGAGGAGGCGCAUCGUCUCAUCAUGAAGUAUGAAGUUACCCCUAUGGGACUAGAUCAACGUUCUUACAACUCAGCAGCUGCAGAUAUAGUGGACAUAAGAGUGGACGAUGCGUUGGGGCCUGACGUGCAUGCAACACUUUUGAAAAAUUUGCAUUCAAAUGUUCGUGCCCGAGACGCUAUGGCACCUCUUCCAAAACCGAAAAAUGCGGCUGAUGCAACUUCAAAGAGAAAGCAUCAGAUCACUUAUUUAGCGAAUCUGGCUGUUGCCCGAGAGGAAGCGCUCCAGCAACAAUGGGCUGAGAGCAAACAGAUGAGAAGAAUAGGACGACAGAAGUACGGCUUCUAA
This is a messenger RNA of Strongylus vulgaris, 1227 nucleotides long. The record is from the annotation of a GenBank genome assembly. Lineage: Eukaryota; Metazoa; Nematoda; Chromadorea; Rhabditida; Strongylidae.